AUGCUGCCACACACCACCAGCCAGUCACUGCAGGCAUACCUCUGGACCAGGAGCACAGGGUGUGGUGUAUGCCAACACACACACCAUGGCGCACUUUCCAGCAACUAUGGCACCUCCCUCUGGGACUCUGCCACUCUCCGGUGGACUGUUAACAGCUUCGGCCAGGGGCUACACCCCAAUGAGUCGGGUCUGAUGGUGGCCACACCAGCUGCGCCUGCCAAGAUACUCAAUGACCAGUUGUCAGAGAUGAUUACAGCACCUUCCCCUCAGGUUGGUGGUGGUCAGCUGGGUGUAGGAGGAGUGCCUGUGUCGGUGGGAGUUCCGUACAUGAGUGGUGAUGGUAGUGUGCCAUACACUGGCCCAGCAGGCAUUGGUCCAGGUGGGGUCUGUCAUUAUCCACCUCACCUGGUAGAUGUGGACAUUGAGACGGAUUCCAAUCAUGAUACAGCACUUACCCUGGCUUGUGCAGGAGGACAUGAGGAGCUUGUGCAGCUUCUCCUCAACCGUGGAGCAAAUAUCGAGCACAGAGAUAAGAAGGGCUUUACGCCACUUAUCUUAGCAGCUACUGCAGGCCAUGCAAAGGUAGUAGAGACCUUAUUGAAUGCUGGUGCUCACAUAGAAGCACAGUCGGAGCGCACCAAGGACACCCCUUCCUUGGCUUGUUCUGGGGGCAGAUAUGAAGUUGUAGAAAUCCUUUUACAGCGAGGUGCUAAUAAGGAGCAUCGAAAUGUAUCUGACUAUACACCUCUCUCCCUCGCUGCGUCUGGCGGCUUUGUCAACAUCAUCAAGCUUUUGCUGGACAAUGGUGCAGAAAUCAACUCUCGCACAGGAUCAAAGCUCGGCAUCUCUCCUCUCAUGCUUGCUGCCAUGAAUGGCCAUGCAACUGCGGUGAAACUUUUGCUAGACAUGGGCUCGGAUAUCAAUGCUCAAAUUGAGACCAACCGCAACACCGCAUUGACACUGGCAUGCUUCCAGGGAAGACAUGAAGUUGUCUCCCUCCUCUUAGAUCGCAAGGCUAAUGUUGAACACCGUGCCAAGACUGGACUUACACCUCUAAUGGAGGCUGCAAGUGGUGGCUAUGUUGAAGUGGGUAGAGUCCUCCUGGAGAAAGGUGCUGACGUCAAUGCCCCACCAGUUCCAUCCUCAAAAGACACAGCGCUUACCAUUGCAGCGGAUAAGGGCCAUUAUAAAUUCGUAGAGCUUCUUAUCCAAAGAGGUGCUCAAGUGGAAGUCAAGAACAAAAAGGGCAACUCUCCCCUGUGGCUAGCGGCCAACGGGGGACACUUGGAAGUAGUUCAGUUGCUAAAUAGCGCACAGCUGACAUGAGUCUGAAGACAACAGGAAGGUCUCCUGCCUAUGGCUGCAUUUAAGAGAGGGCAUUACAAGGUUGUCAAAUAUAUGGUACGAAAUGUGACCCAGUUCUCUGACCUGGAGUUGCAGCGGUACAUUGCCACCAUAGCAGACAAAGAGCUGAUGACCAAGUGUACUAAUUGCAUGGAGGUGAUUCGUGCAGCCAAAGAAAGCAAGCUUUAG
Penaeus monodon (black tiger shrimp) is the source of this 1533-nucleotide messenger RNA. RefSeq names its product ankyrin repeat domain-containing protein 17-like. Gene Ontology annotation, cellular component: cytoplasm. Gene Ontology annotation, biological process: innate immune response. Lineage: Eukaryota; Metazoa; Arthropoda; Malacostraca; Decapoda; Penaeidae. The record is from RefSeq and is a predicted model, not a curated record. Gene Ontology annotation, molecular function: protein binding.